Messenger RNA from Plasmodium coatneyi, 6042 nucleotides. RefSeq lists its product as uncharacterized. The record is from RefSeq and is a predicted model, not a curated record. The transcript is spliced from 12 exons. Gene Ontology annotation, molecular function: protein binding. Lineage: Eukaryota; Apicomplexa; Aconoidasida; Haemosporida; Plasmodiidae. The coding region runs from base 1 to 6042 and encodes 2013 amino acids.
AUGACGCGUUACAAUUCGUGUUCCGACUUUCAAUACAUCAGCGAAAAUGUUAUGUGCCUCUUGCAAGGUGGUUGUAUUUGUCUACUUAACCUUGUAAACAAUGAGAGGAAGUUUUUGUUCAUUUCGUGUUGUGAGACCCUUGGGGAAGUUCGCUUCGAGCUGGAGACGGGCCAGGGGAGAAGAAGCGCGAAGGUAGCAGUGGGCCUCACUACAGGGGUUGCCAUGAAGGGAGAAACGAACGGGAAAACGAACUCUGGCACAAACAACGUGGAGGGAAGGUACAUCCCACACCCUGUGAGGAAAUUCUCCUGUAAUGAAAGGGAGCAUGCCAUGGCAGUGGUCAUACAUAGAGCUUCUGGCGAUUUGCUGUGCUACCUCGUAUUCGAUGAGGCGAAUGGGUUAAACUCCUUCGAGGUGCACUUAACACACAGAGUUGGGGAAACCAUAAAAGACGUAACACUGGAGGAUGGCCAGGUGUACCUGCUACUAAAGAAACGCCGUGGGCUCCCCUUACAGGAGGGAGCGCUGUCUGGAAGGGAUAACCCCGGUAAGUUAAGCGACGAGUUGGGCGGUAAUCUACCCUCCGAUGCGGACUACCUUCUCUGCUCCCUCAAGUUGGUCAGCAACAAAAAAGGAGACCUGGAAGUAAUUGCCACGCACAAGUCCUCAUCGAGCUUUAAAAAAAUGAUGGUGUGCCCCUACGAUGGGAAGAAAAUCAUUUUGGUGUCAAAAAGGAGUGUCCUCUUUGUAGCCACCUCAAAUGAGCAACUCACAAAAUCAAACGUAACCACCGCGGUAAAGGAACUCUCCUUGAACAGUCCCGUUGUAGCAACCUCGUGGCUAGACUUCCACGUCUUCACCAUCUGUCUCUCCAAUAAUGAGGUCCUUUUUUUUGACCUCUCCACCAAUUCGACGGACUUGCCCCGGCUGAGGUGCCACAACAAUUACUCGAGAAUCUGCUGCAUUUUUUACCUGCCCGAUUAUCUCUUCGUUGCGUUUGCUACGAAGGAAAUUGUCUGUUUUCGCGUGAACUAUGGCGCGCUUUCCCCGGGCGCUUUUCGCAAGGUAACCGCCGUCGAAGACAACUACGUGAGUACCAAGUGCUUAUUCCAAAAGAGAAAGGAGAACUGGAAGGCAGAGGAGAAGCGUUCAAUGGAGGCACCUCCGAAAGAAACAGGUAUAAAGGAGGCGAAAGGAUACGUACUCCCCAACAACAGGAGACAUAUCAGGAAGAAUCCCCCCAAGCAGUCCAGAACCACCUUCGAAUCCAUAUUAAACGAAAUUAAAAAUGUGGAAAAUAAAAUAAGUGACAAAGGGUUUCAGCUGUUGGACGAAUCGGAGGGGGAAGGGAGAGUCGACGAUGAGCAGGCAUGGGAUAGCGUGGCAUUCACUGAGUGUGUCGCUGGUUGUGGAAGUUCGAGGGACGAUUACACCAAUUCAUGUUCCUCUGGGCAGGAUCACCCUACCAACAGGGGAACACCCUCCAAAGGAGCACACCAAAAGAAGGAUCUCUCCCAGAUGCGGAAGAAACGGAAGGCCAACUUUGCUAAGCUCCACUAUGAUGAGGACAACCUUACACAUAUCUUUACCCCCAUCUCGGUCGUCAAUUUUGAAAGGUACGUGACGCACAGGAUAAAUAGUGUCUGCCUUCACCGAGGGAAUCUACUCAUUCAGCUUGAAAAUGGACUCUCCUACUACACAACAACUUUUAACCAAAAGAAUAUGUAUCUAGCUGAGGACUCGAGCUUCUACCUCUGUGGACACACUGUUCUGCACAAAAUAAAGGACCUUAAAUUGUGCAGCACAAAACACCUUUUCACUUUGGAUGAAGCUAGAAUGCUCAAGUGUUACUCCCUUACAGACAACGAGUUGAAUAUUGUCUGUACUGGUAGGGGAAUAAAAUGGUUCGAUGUUCUUUCCAUGAUGGGGGAAUGCAACUGCUUGUUUGUGGCCCUCACAGAUGGAUCCUUUUUUUUUAUCAAUCUAAUGAGCUGCAAGAUUUUGCUCUACGGGAGUGUCAAGCACCUCCUGGGGGGUCGCCGCGGAAGACGCUCCAUCGAGUGCGGCGUCUUCAACAAGGUGAAUGAGCAUAUCUUCAAUGGGUACUUCAAGGUAUGCGGGGCGCUGCUCUUCUUCUUCCUGAUUUAUUCUGUGUCACACCAGAAGCUGUUCAUUUACUUCGUGCAUGAAGUGCUAAUAGGGAGGCUUCUCGCGCAGGUGUGUGAUGAGAAGGGAGGAGAUGAAAGGGGCGACACGGCCGCACUGCUUCUGAGUCUCUCAACGUACAGGCGGUCCGAUGUCAACGUAGACACCAACUUGGAUCGAACCUCCCAACGUGACUGUGACUAUGCCUGCCUCCUGAUGACCACCGGGGACCUACGCAACUUCUACCUCCUCUUCGUACAACUGAUAAAGAAGGAGACAAUAACCAUGCGAAAAAAAAACUGGGACACCAACGUACGAGUCUUCUAUUGGAAGGUGCCUCACAAGAAUGUCGUGUAUGGGAAGGUCAUUGGUAAUUACCUAGUCCUCGUAGACUUCCACUUGAACGUCCGUUUUUUUUACAUGAACAAAGUCACAUUUUGGGAAGUCUCCCCAGGGCACUCAAACGACGUUGCAUCCUCCCUAUCUGGGAAGAAGAUGUCCUUCCUCAGAAGAUUGAAAAGAGCCAAAGGGAGCAGACGUGAAGGUUUACAUGGCCCAAAUGAUGAGGAAAAUGCCUUCGAAGAAUUCAUUUUGAAGCGACGCAGAAGGAGGAAGGUAUUUCAUCCAGAUGGGGGCAACGAAGAUGCGGAGACCCACCCAAAUGAACAACCAAAUAGGAAGGAAAAAUCAUCAGGUGCUAGUCUAUUUCACCUAAACUUUGGGGAAGAAGACCUACACAUUGAUCUCAGUCACACGGGUAGAGCUCAGUUCAUUAACGAACGGAUGGAACAGAACGCUGGACAUAUUUGCAGCUUUUACAUCGUUACGGACUCGAAUAAGGUUGUUACCUUCUCCUUUGACAGUACUGCAUACCCACUUGGGAUGGUGAAGGGGCCUGAGGUGCAGGUCCCCCCUAUGGGAGGAAUGGAAAGGAUUAACUUCUUCCACCCAGUGGAUAUGAAAAGUGGAACAUACAAUUUGUUCAUGACUAAGGAAAGGCACUUCCGUUUGGAGGGCGCGUCAUGUUCCUCCGGGGUAGCACCCACGGGUGAUCAGGUGGGAGGGGGUCAUGAACCAGGCAGACCACUGCAGGACAACCAUAUGGGUGGAGAUAAACCCAACCCUCAAGCACUAAUCAAUGGGGAACCCCCCUUCCAACUAAUAUGCCAGAAGGACAUCGACCCAACUAUGCAAGCCACCUUGGCGAAGCUAAGUGAAGGGGGCCCCUACCCAAGUGACGUGAAUUUCUUUUUGAGGCAACCCAGUGUGGUGUUUUUAAAAGUGUACAGCAGCGCCCUGAGGAAGCGCCUGCGAGACAAGCGGGGGAAGAGCUUCCAGGAGAGAAUAUCAGUUAAAUGGGGGGGGCACCGUAGUGGUACCACAAAAGAGGUUCGCGCUGGUGAUGAUAAAGUUACAUCUUCCGGUGCAGCCACUUCCACCGGCACGCCGCAGCACACGAACUUCUUCUUCGACAACGAAACGACCAUAUUCACCUUCCUGAACGAAAACGAGUACCACCUCCCCCUGGAGGAGUGCCUAGAAAACUACAAAAACAAGCUCUACCUGAGUGAACUCCACGCGAAGAGGAAGGAAGAAAGAGAGCAAAUAGACAAGCUCCGAAAGCAGCUCCAUGAACUAAUCACCCAAAACGAAAACAGCAAUAGUAGUAUCAAAUUGGACAGAAAAAACUUCUUUUUCGAUAGAAAAAUUAUUAACGAGUCAGAAAUUUUAAUCAAUGAAUUUGAAAAAAUAAAAAAAAAUUUUGAAAAAAAAAAGCUAGCCAAAGAACACCUAAUAAAAAAGCUAGAGAAAAAAUGCUCCCCCCUCGCACAAGUAGACUUUCUCUUCGGAUUAAACACAAACUUGUAUGUCACCAAUGCGUUUAAAAAAAGCAGCUACAAUCAUUCUUGUCCCAUUAGAGAGAAAAUAAAAAUGUUGCGCUUCCUCCAACUUAAGGAAUCCGACUUUCUCCAAAAUGUAGAAAAAAAUAAUGUCCUCUUCUUUUUAAAAACAACAAAAGAUUACAUAGAUCGAUACACUGAAGACUUUUCUUCCCUCUUCUUUUCUCACUACUACCCCUGCACAAACAUGAAUUUGAAUUAUCUGUACGCCAACUUGUUCGGCUCCUCUUUCUCGGCCAGCGGGGUGGACAGCGUGCAGUGGAACUACCUCCUCUAUCCCCCCUGCGAUUUAUUUACGAACGCUCGGAAGCGUCUGCAGUGCUACGUGCUACAGAUGCUUAUCGACCAGCAAAAGGCCAAAUUCCAGAGCCACUUCCUCGCCCUGAAGGAAGAAAAGCAAAGCUACGUUGAAGAAAUCAACUUGGUGUCCAACAAACUGAAGCUCUCCCUCGAAGCUACGGACAAAUAUUUCAGUCAUCCCUACUCUCACACCAUCGACCCCGGCCUCUACAACAGGGGAGCGUUAAAAGGAGUGAAGAGUGACACCCUCCCUGUUUCGAACAAAUUCGACCCUGACGUGCUUCUCAAAAUGCACCUGCACAAGCUCCAGGUAGAGAAUCAAACGGGGGACGCCUUUGACGAACAUGAAAAAGGGGAUCUAACUGUGAAAGCGCAAAAGAAGGGGGAAAUUUUAGGGAUGGGUGCCGGGCUAGGAGGUGAAUCAGAGGCGGACAAGGAACUCCCCAAAGACACAGCUCCUUGCGACGUCGAAGCGGACCCAGAGAGUCUUGAGAUUCAGGAGAAGAAAAAAAAUGACGUAAGAAAUGCGCUAUCUGAUUUGAAGAGUUACAUCUAUCAGAUCUCCGACCAAUGCGAGGAGUUCAAUGAGAAGUUAAAGCAGUUGAGGAAGAAGAAAUACAACAUACAAAAGCUGAUCAAGCUGCACGAGCUGUACUGUAUUUCUAUUUACGCCACGUUAAUAAAUGAAGAAAGGAAGGAAGAAGCUCUACACCAAAUAGAGAAGAAGAGAACUGAGGUAGAGGGACAAUUAUCGAAGCUUGAUGUUUCGAUGGGACAAUUAGAUGUACUACAGGUUGACGAGCAGUCCUUACGAGAAGAAAGGAAGCGCCUGUUGGAGAAACACAAGAGGAAUUUGGCCCUAAGCGAACUGCUCACGAGGAAGAAGCAAAAGUUCGAGAAGAGGUUCCUCCACGAAUGCAUCAACUUCGAUGUCCUCAUGGAGCAGAAAUAUGAAAACGUCAUCGGAUUCGACUUCGACUCCAGGAAAAAUUUAUUCAUAAAAAAAAAAAUAAUCCAGAAGCACAUUGCAGACACGAAUCAAAUUAUCCAUGAGAACUUCGAGCUGAGAAGGAGCAUCCGGAAACUAAAGCACGACAUUCGCAGGAACAAAAUAAAAAAAGACUACCUGCACUUCUCACUCAUGGACAUAGAAGAAGGGGUCGACGACGUUAAGUACCUCAAACAGAACUGCGAGUUCCUCUUUAGUGACAUAAAUAAUGUGAUCAGCUCACUGGAGGCGAAGAAAAAAAACAGGAAACUGAUUUUUCAAAUGUCGGAACAGAAGCUGCGCGAGCAAAUUAGCAACGUGGACGCGAAGAUUUCGGCAAUCAAAUCUGAGAACGUCGUGUUGGAGGCCAACAUGCAGAGCCUGCUAAAGGAGAUUAACCAAAUGGACAAGGCGGCGCAGGGCGACCAGGGGGAAGAUUCUUCCCACCUACUCGAGACGAAGAUAAAUUCUGGAGACGAUGUUUCUGCGCGCGCGAGGAUGUCCUCCAAUUGCUCUGAUGCAGAUGAAGAUGUAGACGGAGAGAUCAGCCAAGAAAAUGAACCCAACGACGCGGCGGAACAAAACAGCGACCAUGCACAUAAACAAGCCGCUGAGCAGCCCUCCGCUCCCGAAAAAAAAAAACAAACAAAACUGCGUACCAGGGACAUCCACGAAAAGAGUGCCAUCCUACGGAAAAAAUAUAAGUGA